Coffea eugenioides is the source of this 1200-nucleotide messenger RNA. RefSeq names its product glutelin type-D 1. Bases 29 to 1096 code for a protein of 355 amino acids. Lineage: Eukaryota; Viridiplantae; Streptophyta; Magnoliopsida; Gentianales; Rubiaceae. The transcript has 3 exons. Gene Ontology annotation, molecular function: nutrient reservoir activity. The record is from RefSeq and is a predicted model, not a curated record.
UUUGUUUUUGUUGUGGGUUAUAAAGGAGAUGGAGACUGAUCUAUCACCAAAGUUGGCGAAGAAGGUUUAUGGAGGAGAUGGUGGGGCCUACUAUGCAUGGUGCCCAGAAGAACUCCCCAUGCUGCGUCAAGGCAAUAUUGGUGCAGCCAAGCUUGCUCUCGAGAAGAAUGGAUUUGCCCUCCCCCGUUACUCUGAUUCUGCUAAGGUUGCUUAUGUUCUUCAAGGUUCUGGAGUAGCUGGAGUUGUCCUGCCUGAGAAAGAAGAAAAGGUUGUUGCAAUUAAAAAGGGUGAUGCUAUUGCGCUUCCGUUUGGUGUUGUUACAUGGUGGUACAACAAAGAGGACACAGAGCUUGUCGUCCUCUUUUUAGGCGAUACGAAAACAGGUCACAAAGCCGGUUCAUUCACCGACUUUUACUUGACGGGCAGCAAUGGCAUCUUCACCGGGUUCACGACCGAGUUUGCAAGCAGAGCCUGGAACUUAGAAGAAAGUGUUGUGAAAACCCUUGUUGAAAGCCAAACCGCCAAGGGAAUAGUCAAGCUCGAUGCAGGAUUUAAGCUGCCUGAGCCCAGGAGCGAGCAUCGAAAUGGCCUUGCCCUGAACUGUGAGGAAGCUCCGCUGGAUGUUGACAUUAAAGAUGGUGGAAAGGUUGUGGUUUUGAACACCAAAAACUUGCCCUUGGUUGGUGAGGUUGGUUUCGGCGCAGAUCUCGUUAGAAUCUAUGGCCACUCCAUGUGUUCGCCCGGCUUCUCUUGCGAUUCAGCUCUGCAGGUUACUUACAUUAUCAGGGGCAGCGGCCGUGCCCAGAUUGUUGGCGUUGAUGGCAAGCGCGUCCUAGAAACAACUGUUAAGGCUGGUAAUCUGUUCAUAGUUCCCAGGUUUUUCGUCGUCUCGAAAAUUGCUGAUGCUGAUGGUCUCGACUGGUUCUCUAUCGUCACAACUCCAGAUCCCAUUUUCACUCACAUGGCUGGAAGAACAUCGGUCUGGAAGGCCUUAUCCCCGGAAGUGCUGCAGGCAUCUUUCAAGGUGUCCCCAGAAGUGGAGCAACAAUUCCGCUCAAAGAGGACUGCAGAAGAAAUCUUCUUUCCACCCAAUUAAAGCGGGUUUCCCCAGUUCUUCAAAUAAGUCUAGUCUCAAGUAUAACGAGGUCGGAUGUCUCAGUACCGUAUUAGGUGGUUUUCCGGUGCUUAACACUGGACACA